UUCCGGCAUUGCAGCCUGAAUGGCGGAGCCGGGGGCUAGAGCGGCGGCGGAGCCCGGGGACGGAUGGACGGGAGAGCCUGAGGAUCCCGGGGAUGGAUGGACGGGGGAGCCCGAGGAUCCCGGGGAUGGAUGGACGGAGGAGCCGUGGGGCGGAUGGCCGGCGGAGCGGCGGCUGUGGGUGCCGGGCAGGCGCUGGCUGGCGGCCGUGCUGCCCCUGCUCCUGCUCCUGCUGGCGGUGCCGCUGCCCUGCUCAGGCCAGAGCAGCCUGCGGAGCCCCGAGAACGUGUCGGUGCAGGCGGUGAACACCAACUUCACCCUGAGCUGGGAGCACAGCGACAGCCACCCCAACGUCACCUUCUCUGCACAGUUCCAGUGGUCGGAGCUGCAGGACUCAGGCUGGCAGGAGGUGCCCGGGUGCCAGGCUGUGGCUGUCCCAGGCUGUGACAUCUCCUCGGCCAUCUCCGAGUACUACGACGUGCACUUCGUGCGGGUGCGGGCCCAGGCCGGGGCCGCGCUGUCCCCGUGGUCCCACACCCUGGAGAUGGUGCCGGAGUACGUCGCUGAGAUUGGUCCACCAGGACUGGAAUUGCAGUCCAUGAAUGGAAUUGUAAAAGUUAAGGUUUCUCCUCCAGAAGCAAAUCAGAGGAAAAAAAUGUGGAUCAAUGAUCUGAGUUUUAAAUAUAACCUGGUGUUCUGGGAAAACUCAUCACAUGCUCAGCUCCAGAAUAAAAACAUUUUCCCUGUUGACACCAUUGAGGAUCUUGCCCCAAACAGCACCUACUGCUUCAAAGUUCAAGCAAAUCUGCCCCUGGAGGGAAAGCAAGGCUGGUUCAGCCCCAUCAGCUGUGUGAAAACCACCCAGAAAGUGCAGGACCUCCUGUGUGCAGCCAACCUGAGCAUCCUGGCUUUGGACAUGAGAUUCCACCUGCUGUGGGACAAGCAGGAGGAGCAGGGGGUGACCUACAACGUGCAGUACCUCUUGGGGUUCCUGAAGACCCUCAAUGGUGAUUACUCAGACCAGUGGCACAGUGUCCCCGGCUGUGAGAACAUCACCAGCUCCUGGUGCAACUUCUCCUCCAUCAUCAACAACACUGGAUUUUAUUACCUGCGAGUGCAGGCCAGGCAGGGACACAAAUCCUGCUUGUCUAGGGAACUCAAGGUGGAUCCUCUGCAAACAAAUGGAAUUGGCCCUCCUGGUGUGAGGCUGGAACACAGUGACACUUUGCUCCACAUCUACAUUACUCCUCCAGAAAGUGCUGAGGAUGAACUCGUGAGGGACAGCUAUAGCUUGUCCUACAGAAUCCUGUACUGGAAGAAUUCCUCAGAUAAAGAGGAGGAGCUGAGGCAGAAGGAGGUGAAGCAGACCAUGGCCACGGUGUCUGAUGUGUCCCCCUCCACCCUGUACUGUGUCAAAGUGCAGGCCUUCUCCAGGCCCUACAACAAGAGCAGUGCCUACAGCCAGCAGGAAUGCAUCCACACCCCUGCAGAUACAUCUUUGCCUUGGAUCAUUUUUGCGAUUUUCAUGGGUGCCCUGCUGGUUGUCCUGCUGGUGGCUGCCCUUCUUGUUUUUGUGCUCUACCAAGCCUACCACAAAAUCAAAUAUGUGUUCUUCCCCUCGUGCCAGCCCCCCCUGAACAUCGAGGGAUUUGGAGCACAGCCCUUCAGCAGCCCUUACCUGUCAGCUGCAGAGGAGCCAGUGGAAAGUUGCUGUGUGAUUGAAUCCAUGAUCACAGAAGAGGGAAGUCAGAUUGAUUUUACAGACUACAAUCAUUCCAAACAGAGCAGUCGAGACUCAGGGAAUUAUUCCAACGACGACAACACUUCUGGGAGCAAAGGAUCCAAAGAAGCACUGGAAAAGGAAAGCCUGUAACUGGGAAACAAAAUCCAGUUGUGGGAUUGUCAACCUCACAAACACUUCAAACCUUUCUGUAAUGGAAGUCCCAGCCUGAGGGGGACUCUGUGACCUUUGGGAUCCCAAGGGGGACUCUGUGACCUUUGGGAUCUCUGGGUUUGGGUUCCCAGAGCUGCCCUUGCUGGGGGAGCUCCUCACCCCUGGCUGGGAAUGUCCCCACUGUCCCACCCCACCAGGGCUGUCCCUGUGCACCAGGAGCAGCUUUGGACCCUUCUCUACUUGAAGCUGAUGAGCUGAACAAAACCUGGGUGCUCCACUUGCCUGUGGAGUCACUCCCACAGUGUUUACUCACCUAAGGAAAUCCGUGCUGGACACAAUCCUGUGGAAUUUUCACUUCUCCUCCAGCCCCUGGGCACUGCUUGGUCAGCAGGUCAGAGCUGAAGGUGCCAAAGGAGCAGGAGGAGCAGCAGUGAGGAGGCUGGGGCUGCUCAGGGGUUCCUCCUGGGUUCCUCCUGGGUUCCUCCUGGGUUGCUCAGGUGUGGCUGGGGAUGCUCCCAGUGCUUGUUCCAUGUCACUCUCCAUCCCUGGCAGUGUCCCAGGUUGGACACUGGGGCUGGAGCAGCCUGGGGCAGGGGAGGUGUCCCUGCCAUGGGUUGGGAUGAGCUUUAGGGUCUCUCCAAACCUGGAAUGAGCAGACCCCAGUGGGAUUGAGGAAGUGCCUUUAGCAGAGGGCUGAGCUUGGCUUAGUGCUGCUUUGCCAGGGGAUUUUCCCUGGCCAGCUGAGCAGGGGGUGCUGCAGGGACAUCUCAGUUGCCACAUUCCACAUUGUCCAUGCUGACUCUUCCAGAGUCUUCCCUUUUUUAUUUUUUUAAUGAAGAAAUUUUUUUAAUGAAGAUUUUUUUUUAUUGAAGAAACUGCUUAGGAGUCAGCUGGGUUUGAGCAUCCUGUGAGCUGCUGUUGUUUGUUCUGAGUAGGAACUCUUGAUGUUUGUAUAUCCUUUUUUACUUUAGUUUUGAAGAUGUUACCUAAUUUUAUAAAUUCCCUAUCCCUGUGUUCAUUGAAGAACAUGAUAAAUAAAUUUUGCACCUUUGCUUCUUA
Catharus ustulatus (Swainson's thrush) is the source of this 2950-nucleotide messenger RNA. RefSeq names its product interferon alpha and beta receptor subunit 1 (gene IFNAR1). The transcript is spliced from 11 exons. The record is from RefSeq and is a predicted model, not a curated record. Gene Ontology annotation, molecular function: protein binding. NCBI's taxonomy places the organism in Eukaryota, Metazoa, Chordata, Aves, Passeriformes, Turdidae. The coding region runs from base 20 to 1870 and encodes 616 amino acids.